AUGGAUUAUGGAAGGAAAAGGAAGCUAACAUUUUUUACCAUUGGACUAAUCUUUCUUUUGAGCGGCGUGGAAUAUGCUGUGAUACUCCCCACUAUAUGGAAGUAUUUGCAAACAUUAGAGGCACCAUCGUAUUUUCUGGGUUUGACCCUAUCAGCGUUCAGUCUCAGUGGCCUCCUGUCAGGGCCACUAUUUGGCCACUGGUCUGACCGAACGCGAAUAACCAAGAAGAUAAUCUUGUUUGCCAACCUUUUUGAGAUUGUGGGUAACUUCAUGUACUUCAUGGGCUUUUCCAAAUGGCUCCUUCUGUCAAGCAGACUGGUCGCAGGCAUUGGCACGGGUGCUGGCUCGUCCAUCUUUGGUUUCCUAACCAGAAGCACAGCCCCAGAAGAUCGGUCCACUGUGUUUGCCGCUGCCAUGGUAUGUCGACAAGUCGGCCUUCUGAUUGGUCCAGCAUUUAACAUCUUCCUGAGACUGUGUGAUUUCCAUGUGGGUCCUUUUGUGGUCAAUACAUUCACUGCACCAGGGUUAUUUAUGUGCUUAUUGUGGAUUCUUCUUCAAUUUGCUGUGCUCUUCAUGUACUGGGAUCUUCCACCUGUGGAGAGGGGGAAGAAGACUGUUAAAAACAAGCAUAGUGACAUAGUGAAUGAACAUGGGAUUGAGGAUGAGCAAGCAAAUGAUGAGGCUGAUGAUGAAGUAAAGCCACUAAUUAAAUCACAGGAGCUAGUGGGUUCCUAUGGCUCUGUGGUUGCCGCUGACUCACACAGGAAUCAUCAUGUUGCUGCAACGUCUGAUUCUACUUUGAAUCAAAUUUCCCCAUAUCCUGAGCCAUCAGUUUCCCCCGAGUCCUCCAGUCCCUUUAAAAACUUCAGUCUCUCACGAGAGUUCCUCAGAGAAGAGGUGGUUGUGCUGCUGGCUGCUCAAUUUAUCACCCUCUUUAAUCAGACAGCAUUGGAGACCAUGGUGACUCCACUGACGCAGAAGUACUUCAACUAUGGAGAGUUGGAGAACAGCCUCAUGUACUGCCUCUGUGGUGUGGAAGUGAUUGCUGGUUUCCUAUUUGUGCGAUGGCUGAGCAGGCGUGUUGCUGAGCGAGUAAUUCUUGCUGUUGGCCUUAGCAUUUGCAACAUUUCCUGUGUCUGGUGUCUCAUCUUCCUGGCAAACCCGCUAGGUGAUUUCCCAUGGCAGCUGACAGAGUUUGUCAUAGGCGUGUUUCUGCAGGUUCUGGGUUUACCAUUUGUAGCUGUGGCCCAGGUUUCACUCUUCUCCAAAGUUACUUCUGAAAAAACACAAGGUUUCAGUCAGGGCGUGCGUCGCUCAGUUGGAGGUCUCGCAACUAUUCUGGGCCCGCUGUGGGCUGGUGGCCUCACUGACAACAUGUAUAUCAUGAUGGGUGUGAUGAUGGUGCUUCUAGCACUGCUAACGAUGAUGCUAGCCUUCUCUUACAAGCGACUGGUUGAACCUUCUCAUGAGGAUGAAGAUGACAGUGGAGACCGCUGUUGA
Molecule: messenger RNA, 1500 nt
Organism: Nerophis lumbriciformis (worm pipefish)
Lineage: Eukaryota; Metazoa; Chordata; Actinopteri; Syngnathiformes; Syngnathidae
Source: RefSeq, a predicted model, not a curated record